Molecule: messenger RNA, 846 nt
Organism: Episyrphus balteatus (marmalade hoverfly)
Lineage: Eukaryota; Metazoa; Arthropoda; Insecta; Diptera; Syrphidae
Product: loricrin-like
Exons: 2
Coding region: 1-846 (281 amino acids)
Source: RefSeq, a predicted model, not a curated record
AUGAAGGUCUUUGUUUGCUUAUUUGCCUCAAUGGCUGUUGCUUCAGCCGGCUUCCUUGGUGGUAGCAGUGGUGGCGGUGGUGGACAUGGCGGCGGCGGUGGCGGUGGUGGCUACAGCUACGGUGGCGGCCAUGGCGGUGGUGGUGGCGGCGGAUACAGUGGCGGCCAUGGUGGCGGUCAUGGAGGCGGCAGCUCCAUCUCAUUAGCUCCUGUCAAAGUUAUCAAAGUUAUCAGUGACGGAGGCUCCAUCGGCGGAGGUGGUGGUGGCGGUCAUGGUGGAUGGUCCAGCGGCGGUGGUGGCGGCGGAUAUGACAGCGGCAUUUCUCUAGGCGGCGGUGGUGGUGGCCAUGGAGGGUGGGCCAGCAGCGGUGGAUACGACAGUGGUUCGUCCUUUGGCGGUGGUCAUGGCGGCGGUAUCGGAGGUGGAAUCGGAGGUGGUGAAGUCAAGAUUAUCAAAGUCAUCUCGGAAUCAUCAGGAUCUUCGCUAGGAGGAGGCCAUGGCGGUGGCGGUGGAUGGUCAUCAGGUGGCUCCUCUGGAGGAUAUGGCGGUGGUUAUGAAAGCAUCAGUCACGGUGGAAGCUUUGGCGGCGGUUAUGAGGGAGGUCAUGGAGGUGGUGGUUACGGCGGCGGCGGUGCUCAAGAAGUUAAAAUCGUCAAGAUCAUCAGUUCUGAUUCCGGCAUUGGAGGAGGACAUGGUGGAAGUAUCGGCGGAGGAAGUAUUGGAGGAGGACAUGGUGGAUGGUCGUCCGGAGGCAGCAUUGGUGGUGGCGGCGGUGGUUGGUCUUCAGGAGGCAGUAUUGGCGGAGGUGGUUGGUCAUCCGGCGGAUCAUCCGGUGGAUGGGAUUAA